This is a messenger RNA of Eublepharis macularius, 1588 nucleotides long. It is a transcript of the gene SQOR, whose product is annotated as sulfide quinone oxidoreductase. Bases 107 to 1453 code for a protein of 448 amino acids. Gene Ontology annotation, molecular function: sulfide:quinone oxidoreductase activity; FAD binding. Lineage: Eukaryota; Metazoa; Chordata; Lepidosauria; Squamata; Eublepharidae. The transcript has 10 exons. Gene Ontology annotation, cellular component: mitochondrion. The record is from RefSeq and is a predicted model, not a curated record.
CGGAGAACGGAGGACGCCCAGCGCUGCGGUCGAGGCCAGCCGAGCAGAGGCGCGGGGCAGGAUCGGCUCUCCCUUCCUCUAGUUGCCCGAUCGGUAUUUCCCAAAGAUGGCGGCCGUUGGCUUAAUGUUGUCCUGCACUCGCCCCUUGGCACCUUUACUUAGGCCAGGCGUUCCAAAGAUGAGCCCGUCCCAAUUGCAUACCACGGCUGGGUGUGCUUCCAAAGAUUAUUAUGAAGUGCUUGUGCUAGGCGGAGGUACCGGUGGAAUCUCUAUGAGCGCCCGGAUGAAGCGGAAAGUGGGAGCUGGAAAUGUGGCUGUCGUAGAACCACACGAGAAACAUUAUUAUCAGCCACUGUGGACUUUGGUUGGGGCCGGGGCCAAGCAGCUGGCAGCGUCUUCACGUGCGACAGCAAAUGUGAUUCCUCCUGGCAUCAAGUGGAUCCAGUGCAGAGUUCAAAAGCUGGAUCCAGAUAAGAACUGUGUCUACUUGGAGAACAACCAAAAGAUAUCGUACAAGUAUUUGAUCAUUGCUCUUGGCCUGCAGCUGCGUUAUGAAAAGAUCAAAGGCUUGCCUGAAGGUUUUAACUACCCUAAAAUAGGUUCCAAUUAUUCCGUUCACACAGUAGAGAAAACGUGGAAAGCUCUACAAGACUUCAAGGAAGGAAAUGCCAUUUUCACCUUUCCAAAUACUCCCGUGAAAUGUGCAGGCGCACCUCAAAAGAUCAUGUACUUGUCAGAGGCAUACUGGAGAAAGACUGGAAAACGAUCCAAAGCCAACAUAAUCUUCAAUACGUCGCUCGGCGUUAUAUUUGGUGUCGAGAAAUAUGCAGACUCUCUGCUCGAGAUAAUCAAAUCAAGGAACAUUACAGUUAACUACCGACAUAACCUCGUAGAAGUUCGAGCUGAUAAACAGGAAGCUGUCUUUGAGAACUUGGACAAACCUGGAGCGACGGAGGUAUAUCAGUACGGAAUGCUUCACGUGACGCCACCCAUGGGACCACCCGAUGUACUCCUGGACAGUCCAGUUUCCGAUGCUGCUGGCUGGGUUGACGUGGAUAAGGAGACGUUGCAACAUAAAAAAUAUCCAAACGUGUUUGGGAUUGGCGACUGCACUAAUCUCCCUACUUCAAAGACAGCGGCAGCUAUAGCUGGCCAGUCUGGAGUACUUGAUAAAACCAUUUCUUCCAUAAUGAAGGGCAAAACCCCAACGAAGAAGUAUGAUGGCUACACAUCCUGUCCACUGGUAACGAGCUAUAACAGAGCAAUCCUUGCAGAGUUUGACUACAAUGCGCAGCCUUUAGAAACAUUCCCCAUUGACCAGAGCAAGGAACGUCUGACAAGUUUUUACAUGAAAGCCAACAUGAUGCCUUUCCUUUACUGGCACGGGCUACUGAAGGGGUUCUGGGGAGGUCCUGCUCCAAUAAGGAAACUGCUACACCUGGGCUUAAAGUAGUCCUCAUUUGUUCCAUGUUUCAAUGACCAACCAGCCCAGCAUACCUGAACAGGCACCACAGCUUUCAGGAAGCAUUCCAGGAGAUAAUUCAUUUACCCCCUUCUGUAUAAAUAAAAAAAAGCUUUUGUGCAGGAA